AUGGAAUACGACACCAAGACACCGCCGUACAGCACCAGCGACGAGACAUCGUUCGCCUCCGUCUCCGGCCACGAGCGCUGGCCCGUCAUCAUCACCGGAGGCAUUGAUGACGUCCACCGCGCCGCGCUCGCUGCCACCGAUCCCGACGUGGCAAACGAGGGCAAGCAGAUUGUCCAGGCGCUCGCAAAACUCAAGCACGAGCUGCAGCACAACCGCCAAUUGACUCCCAUCCCCGACGAUGGCGAGCCCGACGUAGCCGGCUACAACAAGGAGCUGGAGGCUCUGGGGAACCCGCAGUGGUUCAACGUGCCGUGGCUCUUCUCCGAGUGCUACCUCUACAGACGCGCAAACACGGCCUUCACCCUCUCCAAGCACUGGAAGAACUACGACAUCUUUGCCCGCCAAAAGAUGGACACGUUCCGCUCCUCGCGCCCCGCCGUCCUCGAGCUCGCCGCCCGGUACAAGGACCUCGUCGCCCAGCUCGAGACGGGCCAGGCGCCGUCGCAGGAGGACAAAGAGGAAGCAGACAAGAUCCUGUUCAUGGAGAUGUGCGAGAUCUGCCUGUGGGGCAAUGCCACGGAUCUGUCGCUCCUGACGUCCCUGACGUACGAGGAUCUCCAGAAGCUGCAGGGCUCCGAGGCGCGCAAGGCGUCGGAGAAGAACAUCCUGGUCAACGACCUCGAGGCCGCCUACGACGUCCUGCACGCCGCCAAGAAGGCCGGCAAGAAGGAGCGCAGGGUCGACAUUGUGCUGGACAACGCCGGCUUCGAGCUCUUCGUCGACCUCGUCCUGGCAGGCUACCUGCUCUCGGCAGGCCUGGCGACCAACGUCGUCCUCCACCCCAAGUCCAUCCCCUGGUUCGUGUCCGACGUCCUGCCCCAGGACUUUGCCGCUCUGCUCAACGCGCUGGCGGACCCGCAGGCCUUCUACGCCACUCAGACGGACGACGAGAAGCACGUGGGCCGCGCGCCACACCCGCUGUCAGAAGAGGAGGCCGAAGACCUGACCUUCCUCUUCCAGAGGUGGAGCGGAUUCCACGCCGAGGGCCAGCUCACCAUCCGCCCCAACCGCUUUUGGACCGAGGGCGGGAGCUACUGGCGCCUCCCCGGGACCGCGCCCAGCCUCUACGAAGAUCUGAAGGAGAGCGAACUCGUCAUUUUCAAGGGUGAUCUCAACUACCGGAAGUUGACCGGCGAUGCUGCCUGGGACCCUACUACCCCCUUCGUCGAGGCCAUCGGCCCUCUCGGCCCCAAGUCUGGCGUCCGUGUUCUUGCGCUCAGGACGUGCAAGGCUGAUGUGGUUGUGGGCUUGCCGAAGGGCAGAGACGAGGAGUUGAGGAAGAUGGAGGGCGGUGGCGGAGACAGUGGCUGCCGCAAAUGGGCCUGGAGCGGCAAGUGGGCUGUGGUGCAGUUUUCCGAUGGCAAGGCGUGA
This is a messenger RNA of Diplodia corticola, 1431 nucleotides long. RefSeq lists its product as uncharacterized. Gene Ontology annotation, cellular component: cytoplasm; nucleus. Bases 1 to 1431 code for a protein of 476 amino acids. The transcript has 5 exons. Gene Ontology annotation, molecular function: phosphatase activity. The record is from RefSeq and is a predicted model, not a curated record. NCBI's taxonomy places the organism in Eukaryota, Fungi, Ascomycota, Dothideomycetes, Botryosphaeriales, Botryosphaeriaceae. Gene Ontology annotation, biological process: DNA damage response.